UAUGAUGUUGACACGAUGGAGAGCAGAUAAAGGGAUUUAUAGAAGACAUUUUUGGUGUUUUGGUUCUAUAUAAUAAUUGUAAAACACAUUAUGCUCCAUUUUGUCUUGUUAAUAUAUUUCCAAUAUAAUAUUGACAACAUAUACAUUCCUCUUUUUUCAAUGUUACAGAGGUUCUUACUUUAGGCCCUGACUUAUUUUCAUGGAAAACUUGUCAAGAAAACUGAAACAAAAUGUGUUUUGUGAAUAACAAACUAAAUCUUUUGAUUAAGGUCAUUUGAGUGACAUUCACCUAAAACCAGUGUAUACAACUGCAUUCACUUCAAAUCCCUGUAGAUUGGGAUUUUUUUAACAUAGGCCAGACAUGUAUCCAAGUACAAGAAAGAUUUUGCAUAGAAGAAGAAUAUAUUCCACUGGUUAUGAUUUAUUUGAUAGACAAGUUUUUUUAUUUUAAUUUUGAACUUCUAUAUAAAUUAGCAGUACUAAAAUCACCAACUUCCUGUUCUAGUGCCAUCAUGUGAACCGUCUAACAUUUUUGCUUCUCCCUCUGUGAAAUGUAUUUGCUGUUAAAAUGAUAAAAAAUGAUAUUUUGGUCUUGACAAUUACAGAUCUCUGUCCCAUCCUGACCGGAAAUGCAUGACAGCAUGAGGACAAACAUGAGGAGGCUAGAGGCUAACACUUCUGUUUUAGCUAAAUGCCACCAUCAGCACUUAGGAAGGAAAACAUGUGAGUAAAAGGUCCUUUCAGCGUGCGGCAAAGCAGAAGUACAAGUGCAGCAUUAAACGAGCCAAAUGUUCUGAGGACCAGAGAUUUCAUGGCACAGUCAGAUGAGUGGCUGUGGUUGCACCGUUGCUUUAUGGCCUCUUACGCCUUGAUUUGUAUGAAGGGAUCAUGUGCAUGUUGAGGAAAACGGCUUCCCUUCAUGAACAAAAUUCACCAAAUCCAUGAAUAAAGCUGCAUGAGGUUUUAAACAUCAUGAGUGGCUAAAGAGCCUAAAUGAUUUCUGUCCUGGAGCGAGCACGGUGAGCUUCACUCACUGGAAACAUUUUCACUUCAAACCUCUCACAGAGACGUCUUUAUGGUCAGAGUGAAAAUCCUGUGUGUGACUUUUCAUAAGUGUUAGCGUGUAAUUACGUGCUUUUUUGAUGUGAUCCUUGCCUUAAGGUUAGCAGACGGAUGCCCAGAAGACCCAACAUUACAGCUAUUGACUGUAUCGGUCAAACUGAAAUAACCUGAACACCUAUCAGAUGGAAACACUUCCCAGUGAGUACAUGAUGCACAGUGUGACGAUCAUCUGACUCCUCCCCCACACGCCAUACAGUUUAAGUGAUUUAGGGUGAAAGUUAAGACCAUAGAGAAGCUCAUGUGAAAGGGAGAGGGCAGAGGGGUAUAAUUUUAGUUUUUAGUCAAAUGUACUCCAAGCGUAAGUCAAAAAGUCCGACGUCAGUUAACGCUUCUAAUAGUGUCUGAUUUUAACAACUAAAACGUGUUAAGACUCAUCUCUCAUUUAUCAUCAGUCAACUGUUCUGACAGGUUUUUUUGAUCGGGUUCUAUUAUUAUUUAUGUUUUUGUCCUGAAUUUAUAAAGUCUAAAGUUGGAGGUGGAGGAGAUGAAGAUUCUGAGAUCUUCACUGGGAGUGACCAGGAUGGACAGGGUCACAGAUGAGCAGAUCAGAGGGACAGUUAAGGUGGAGAUGGUUUGGACAUGUUUUGAGGAGAGACAGUGAAUAUAUUGGAGAUGGAGUUAACAGACCAGAGAAGAAGAAGAAGAGGAGGAAGAUCUCAGAGGAGGUUGGUGGAUGUGGUGGAAGAGGACAUGGCGAUGGUUGAAGUAAAAGAAGAGGAACUCCAGAGCCAAUAGGACAAUAUGUCAAUCCCAGCUGUCCUGGGUGAGGGUGAGAUACACCCUGGAGCCUAGAUUAUUGACAUUUAAAUGCAGACUAGAAUUGGGGUGGGGGGUGGGGGGGCAUUGCAGGGUACAUAAACAGACCAAGAACCAUUUACACCAAUGGGCCAUAUAAAAUGAUCAACUUAAUCCACUUAUCUGCUUGUUCUUGGGCUGUGGGUGGAACCUGGAGUCACCGGAGAACACCCACAUACACAGAGAGAACAUUCAAACUCCAUAUCAAAUCAAAUCAGUAAACCAUCUUGCUGUAGGCAACCGUUCCAAACAUAUGUGCGAGUGUGUUCGAUACCAGGUGAUCGAACACACUCGCACACUUUUUAAAAUCUUCACCCUAAUUCAAAGCGAGGUCUCGAUCACGUUAGAGUUAAACCAGAUUUUUGGUCGUAUUAAAAACACUAAUCCUUAAAACGGUAAGCAGCAAAGGACGCUCACGUCAGGAAUCCAUUACCUAGACAUACAGCAUUGUCCCUUUUUUCCCCACCAGGUGUCAGUGUUCAGCCAAUUCUUUGAAUGGGUUAUUGUAAAUAAAUUGAGUUACGAGUUAGGUGGUGUUAGGUGUCUGAGGUGAUAAGUGAGAGGGAUAGGACGAUGUCUUCAGGUCUGUUGUGAGACAAUAAUAAUAAUAAUAAUAAUAAUAAUAAUAAUAAUAAAUACAUCAAAUGUGCCACAUUAUCUUUGUAUUUUUAGGUUUUAAUUUUAUUCAAAUUAUUUUGCCCAGCAAUCUACAUCCAAUUUUGAACCUCAUUUUGACUUAUGACCCAAAAAGUUUGCCCACAUGAUCUAGCCUAAUCUCACCAUUUUAUUAACAGUUAGUUAAUUAGCUCGCUAAUUCAACCAAAUUUGUGUGGUGUUGAGCCUCAGCUAGAAUUGGUUGUGUGCUUUAAAACAACUGUUAUGGUUGAAUAUCCUGUUCUAUAACACUUAAAGCAUAAUAUUUAAAAAAUAUUGUCCUUAAGUGUGGAUGAUGUAAUGAGAUUACCACUAGUGACAUCCUCUAACCUACAGAUGACGUAGGUUUAACAGCGUCUGUCACUCCUGUGUGACAUGGGAACAUCGUGUGGUUGGUGUACUCAGUAAAAAAAAACAAAAAGAAACACCUGCAUUUCCAUUCCUUACAGUGAGUCACAUUGACUGCAGAUUAGACACACCUCAUUACUUCAACUAAACCAACUGGACUUUUACUAUUUACCCUGGCUGUUGAUGAGCUCUGAUUUAACCACUGACACAGCCUGAAGACUGGAUGCGCUGCCGUGUCUGGGUCAAGUGGACACGGACAACUCUCUGAUCUUACACACACACACACACACACACACACAAGACUCAUCCAUGGAGAUUGAAAACAUGGUGGCUAACAGUGCUCUUAUUAAAGCCAGAGAAGGUGGAGGGAGCAGAGGCAGGAGUUGGAAAUGGAAAGAAAUGCUCCGCUUUCCUCACAUCAGUCAGUGUGCAGACCUGGCUAUGAACAUUGAGCGAGAUUACCACAGUCUGUGUGUGAAGCAGCCCAUUGGAAAAAAACUGUUUCAGCUGUUUUGUCGCAGUCGCCCUGACCUGCAGAACUACAUAUCCCUCCUGGAUGCUCUGGACAUUUUUGAGACCAAGUCUGAUGAGAACAGAAAGGAUUUUGGCAUCAACAUCAUUCAGAGAUUCCUCAAGAGUCAGUCCAGUCAGUGUGCUUCCGUACUGUCCAAUCAUGAACAGAGCUGCAUCCAGAGUUUGGAGCUGGAUCCAUGUGCCGAUGUCUUUAAUGACUGCAGAGAAGACCUGCAUAAACACCUUAGUGGAGAGCCCUUCAUACAGUACCAGGACAGCAUGUUCUUUGACCGCUUUCUGCAGUGGAAAAAGCUGGAGAGGCAGCCUAUCAGCAAACAACUGUUCAGACAGUACAGACUACUUGGAAAAGGAGGGUUUGGAGAGGUGUGGGCAUGCCAAGUGCGAGCCACAGGAAUGAUGUACGCCUGCAAAAAGCUAGAAAAAACCCACGUGAAGAAGCGUCGAGGAGAAGCCAUGGCCCUCAAUGAGAAAGAGAUACUGGAGGGGCUGAACAGUCGAUUUGUGGUAAAUCUGGCGUAUGCCUAUGAGACCAAACACUUCCUUUGUAUGGUUUUAACUAUGAUGAGCGGUGGCGACCUGAGGUUUCAUAUUUAUAACGUCGGUGAGCCGGGCCUGCACAGAGACAGGGUAUGUUUCUACGCUGCAGAAGUCUGCUGUGGUUUGAUUCACCUCCACCAGAAGUCAAUAUUGUACAGAGAUCUGAAACCAGAAAAUAUCCUGUUGGAUGACAACGGAAACAUUCGGAUUUCUGACCUGGGCCUAGCUGUCAGGCUAACAGAGGGGAAGCCGGUGCGGGGCAGAGUGGGCACACUUGGCUACAUGGCUCCAGAGGUGAUUGGCCAUGAGCACUAUGGGAUGAGCGCGGACUGGUGGGGUCUCGGCUGUCUAAUUUAUGAAAUGACAGCAGGGCAGCCUCCAUUCAGGUCUCGAGGAGAACAUCCAAAAGCAUUAGAGAUGGAGCACAGAAUUCAGAAGCAACAGGAAGAAUACAAUCACAAGUUCAGCCCAGAAGUCAAAGACCUCUGCUCUCUGUUGCUGACAAAGGACCCAAAGCAGAGGUUGGGCUGCCAGGGUUUGAAGGGGAGAGAGGUGCAGUCACAUUCUUUCUUUGAAAACAUUGACUUCAGGAUGCUGGAGGCUGGACUUGUCAAGCCACCAUUCAAACCUGAUCCUAGACUGGUGUACUGUAGUGAUGUGCACGAUAUUGAGGAGUUUUCUUCAGUAAAAGGAGUAACUCUGGACCAGAAAGACAAUAACUUCUACUCCAAGUUCAACACCGGCAGCAUCCCCAUAACCUGGCAGAAUGAGAUGAUAGAGACUGGAUGCUUCAGAGAGCUGAAUAUUUUUGGUCCUGCUGGGACUCGGACCCCAGACCUGGAUUGGUCACAGAUUCCUGAGGUUCCCAAACGCAGCCUGCUGGAUCGAAUCUUUCGUAGACAUCAAAACACAGACUCAGAUGACAGCCAACACAGCCUGUUGCCCCCUGAUACCUACAUGAAGUCUGGACUCCUUAGCACGACACUUUGAGGACUGUCCUGGCAAAGACAGCCGCUGGGAAACCACUCGUCU
Messenger RNA from Cynoglossus semilaevis (tongue sole), 5022 nucleotides. Its product is annotated as G protein-coupled receptor kinase 5-like. Gene Ontology annotation, cellular component: cytoplasm. Gene Ontology annotation, molecular function: ATP binding; G protein-coupled receptor kinase activity. NCBI's taxonomy places the organism in Eukaryota, Metazoa, Chordata, Actinopteri, Pleuronectiformes, Cynoglossidae. The record is from RefSeq and is a predicted model, not a curated record. Bases 3229 to 4980 code for a protein of 583 amino acids. The transcript is spliced from 16 exons. Gene Ontology annotation, biological process: protein phosphorylation; regulation of signal transduction; signal transduction.